Arabidopsis thaliana (thale cress) is the source of this 1789-nucleotide messenger RNA. It is a transcript of the gene FAD5, whose product is annotated as fatty acid desaturase 5. Bases 487 to 1602 code for a protein of 371 amino acids. The record is from RefSeq and is marked reviewed. Gene Ontology annotation, cellular component: chloroplast membrane. The transcript has 5 exons. Lineage: Eukaryota; Viridiplantae; Streptophyta; Magnoliopsida; Brassicales; Brassicaceae. Gene Ontology annotation, biological process: lipid metabolic process; unsaturated fatty acid biosynthetic process; oxylipin biosynthetic process. Gene Ontology annotation, molecular function: oxidoreductase activity, acting on paired donors, with oxidation of a pair of donors resulting in the reduction of molecular oxygen to two molecules of water; palmitoyl-[glycerolipid] 7-desaturase activity.
AAAUGUAAGGUCUAUGGAACAUGUCCCUUUCACUCUUGGGAUUUUUCCUUUAAUGAAUAAGAAAGAAUGGGCUCAAAACCAAAAUAAGCCCAUUCAAGAGAUCAAUGAGCCCAAUUGUUUGAAAGCAAAUAUUGGGGUGAUUUGUUAACUUUCCAAGAAAAACACGGGCUUUUCAGCAAAACAACUCGAAAAAUUGAAGAGAAGAUCCGGGUUUUAGAUAACUGCCCCAAAUUGGCAAUCCAAAUCCCUAAAACCAUCUUAUCCUCUCUUUCCAAAUCUAGCCGCAAUGUAGUCCCGUGAACCACAAAAAAGAUGAGAUCUUGCACGUCUCUGUCAUCACAACUAGUACUACUAAUUGUGAAGCAUACAAAAAAGACCGACCCUUAUUUAUACACGCACACAUAUUAACAUAUUUAUACUACUAGUAUAUAAGUUAAGGGUUUAAGCCUCUUCUCUUCCUUCUUUCUCUUAGCCAUCACAUCGAUAAUGGCUUCUCUUCUAACAAAACCCAAACCCGUUUUCCUCUGUUCACCAUCGUUAUCUCCAAGAACUUUGAACACAGCAACACCGUCAUUGAAUUUCACCAGAAUUUCAUUCACCCAUCACCAAAAGCUUGCUCCUUUCAAGCCUCCUAGUCUCGUUGUUGCAUUCUCUGAAAAGGGUUUGAAGAGAGAUGUCACCACAGCUGCUGCAGCGACGGAGGGAGAUUACAGAAGGAUAAUGUUAUCUGAUGUGUUGGUGAAGAAGAAGGAAAAAGUAGUUUGGUGGGAGAGAGAAUGGAAAGCUAUGGACUUUGGAGCUGUUGCUGUCGUUUUGUCUAUGCAUUUGCUUAGUCUUUUGGCUCCGUUUCAAUUCAAUUGGAGAGCUGUUUCGGUUGCUUUUGGGCUUUAUAUCGUUACAGGUCUUCUGGGGAUUACUCUGUCUUUCCAUAGGAAUCUUUCUCAUAAAGCCUUCAAGCUACCUAAAUGGCUUGAGUACUUGUUUGCUUAUUGUGGAGCUCAAGCUCUUCAGGGAAACCCAAUUGAUUGGGUGAGUACACAUAGGUACCAUCAUCAGUUUUGUGAUUCAGACAGAGACCCUCAUAGCCCACUUGAUGGGUUUUGGUUCAGUCACAUGAAUUGGAUGUUUGAUACCAAUACAAUCACCCAAAGGUGUGGAGAGCCUAAUAAUGUUGGGGACUUGGAGAAGCAGCCAUUCUAUCGAUUCCUUCGAACCACCUACAUUUUGCAUCCGCUGGCUCUAGCGGUUGCUUUAUACGCAAUGGGUGGCUUUCCAUUCAUCGUUUGGGGAAUGGGUGUAAGAAUAGUAUGGGUAUAUCAUAUAACUUGGCUAGUGAACUCAGCUUGUCAUGUAUGGGGAAAACAAGCAUGGAACACAGGCGAUUUGUCUAAGAACAACUGGUGGGUAGCAGCUCUAGCAUUCGGGGAAGGAUGGCACAACAAUCACCAUGCUUUUGAGUUCUCAGCUCGACACGGCUUAGAAUGGUGGCAACUUGAUAUGACUUGGUACGUCGUUAAGUUCCUUCAAGCCAUCGGUUUAGCAACUGAUGUCAAGCUCCCAUCGGAAGCUCAGAAACAAAGAAUGGCAUUCACCAGCGACUGAUCUUAAAAAACUACAUGGUUAUGCCUAAAGUCAAAACUGUCGGUUCGAUUGAAGCUAUGAAGGUUUUAAAAAAGGAUUUUGUUCUGCUUUUUUGUGUUUACUUAAAGGUAUAUAUCUGUGCAAGAGAUUGUAUGUGACAAACUGAUUAUGAAUAAUAUCUAUAAUUACAUUCAAUACAAAAGGAAGC